GUCUCACAUGAUUUCGACCCAACACUAAAUGUCAGUUUUUUCCUUUUCCAUUCCUGACAAAACAAAAGUCUCUUUUAACCUUUAGCAACUUCCACACUCCACUAUCAUAAAUGUCUAAUCAUGUCAGACACGUCCUUCAAGAGAAACCAAAAGGUAGAAACUGCCAUACCCCACUCAGAAUUCAAACGGAUUGAACUAAAUUUCAUUGAACAAAGUUUUGGCAUCCGGUCUAAUCUCAACCGCUCAUCUUACCCAGACUUAAGUCUUAUAAAUAGGUGGAAAAACCUUCCCACUUCUACUUCAUCUUCAACCUCUAGCUUUUCUCUCUGAAAAAGAAAAACCCAUUUCCAAAACCUUGCAACUCCUUGAUAUUCCAAAGCUCUACCGGAACCAUUUCGGUUUGCGCGAGCUUUCACCAUCUUCAUCAUUGCAUCAUCAUCAUCUUCCAGUUCGCCGGCCACCAUCAUGACUUCCACAUCCUCUUCUCAGGUUCCGUCUGCGGUUUCUCUUUUAAAACCCAUUGAAGUUGAAGGGAGGACCUUUGUUCCAGAACCUCCCAAUGAAGAAGAAAAGAUUAAGAUCUGGAAUUCCCAGGUACUUAUUCCCUUCUCCAUUGGUGAUAAGUUGCAUGCAUAUCUAGGACCUUACCAAACUACUUUCCCAAGAAAUGCAUCUGCAUUCUUUCCUUCACCUUUACCGGAUGAGAAAAUCUUGGCCUUUAGGGAUUCCUACAAUCUGUCCUUUUUAGGUGACCCCCCUCGAGCUUUCCGUUCUUCACCUCCAGUGAAAACGAAUCCCUACAUUGAAUGGUUAAACAAAGUCGAGAAAGUGAAAGGAGAUUUCUGGAAAACUUUAGGGAUUUUUGACAUAAUCCAAUUAUCUAGGUCGAAAAUUGUCUACCAUCCAGCAAUGUUAGCCAGUUCUUUCUUCUUUUGGGAGCGUUCGACCAAUACCUUUCAUACUCCUCAGGGAAUGAUUACCCCUACUCUCUUAGAUGUAGCUGCUAUUGCCGGUCUUCGACCUACAGGUUCUUCUUUUACAUUCGACCGGCCUGUUAAGAAAGAAAUCAAAUUAGACUAUAACCAUCUAACUUACAAAAGCUUCAUUCUGAGAAACCACGACAAGACCUCUGCAAAUGUUUCCGACUCGGAACAUGUAGCUUUCUUGUUGUUCUGGCUUUCUGCUUUCUUCCUUUGUUCCAAGUCUCUUCAAGUUCCUCAGAAAUUUGUGCUUCUUGCUCAACUUCUGCACGAAGGUACCGACGUCUGUUUAGGUAAAGUUUUAUUAGGCGAACUUUACCUUUCUUUGAGUCAAGCCAUCACUUCUCUUCAGAAGCCCUCUGGAGCCGAGAAAAACAUCCUUUUUGCUGGACCUCUAUGGUUUCUUCAACUUUGGCUAAAUGCCAUAUUUGAGACCAAACUCUCAACUCCAAGUCCACAAAAUGUCUCGACUUCUAUUGCUGCUUUUCGACUUAAUUGCUUGACUCCUUCCAAAGAUAAAGUCGAUCCAGAAACCACUUUCCGUGAGUUUUUUACUGCUUUUAUGGAAAUGACCUCUUUUACUCCCGACCUUGCUCCAUUUGCUGCUCCAACUACUGGUCCCAAAUGGCUUGUCCGACCUUUCCCAUGCGAAUCUCCGGGCGAACAACUUGAAAGUAUUAGCAUCUGGAGGGAAUUUUUCCGACCUCAAGUUCUUCCCCUUGGUUUCAAAAAAUCUGAGGUGAACGUGUUGGGUUACCAGCCUCAGCUUGUGGCUAGACAAUUCGGCCUAUGUCAAAUCGUUCCUAUCCCUCUUUUCUCAAAAAAGGAUGCCAUUUGCAACGAAGGGUUUUGCGACAAAGAUGUCGACUCUUUUUAUGAAGCCCUCAACUAUUAUGACAAAAAGACGUCUGCUCUUCGUCUUGAACCUCUGUCUUUCGAACCAUCCUUUUAUUGCACUAAAGAAUUUGAAGUUUGGUGGUCGACCUACUACAAGUCUAUUCAGACCACCUUAGGAGUUUGUAUUGGAAAGAUGACUGAAGCUCUUCAAUCUGUGCAGAAAAAGGCUACAAAGAAAACUCGAGCCGAACCAAUACCCAAGGUUCCAUGUAAGGAAGACGAAGGUUCCGACAAUUCAACAGGCAUUCCAGUUCAACAAAAGAACGUCCCUAAGGCUCGAAAGAGAGGUUCUCAAAGCUCGACUUCGGAUGCUCGAAAGAAAAUAAGAAUUUCGUCCGAAAAGGACGACUCAGAAAGAACUUUGGUAGACCCAAUUCCUGAAGACGAGAACAUUUCUUCCAAGACUGUCGAUCCAGAUGAAGCUGCACAAGACAAUGCUAACUCUAAAGCCUCGGACAUUAACGAAGAGAAUCCACCGAUCUCUUCUGCAAAGAAACGUGCCGGGGCUGAGCCGAAUCAAGAGGAGCAACAAGCAGAAACUGACCAAGAAGAUUCUGGCUCCUCUCAAAGCGAAAGUUCGGGAGCUUCUUCUCCGACCAAAACUCAGCAAGAACAAGACAAUUCCUCGAAACCAAAGCCCCCUCCUCAAGUAAUCCAUUUGUCUUCGAACUCUUCUGAUUCCAGUUCUUCUGACUGCCAAAGUCUUGAUGACUUUUUAAACUUUCAACCAUUACGAAUUCAAUAUCCUUCUGGUCGAAUAGUUAGUUAUGUUUCAUCUGACAAUGAGUCCUUUACGCAGGACCUUGGUGCUUCGGCCGAAAAGUCAGAUACUGAUGAAGACCGUCAGCCUAUCCCUUCACCCAUUGCCAAAGUUUCGAAGACCCAAGAAAAAGCCCUUGAGGUUUCGAGCCCUGUUGCUGGCAAGAAGUCUCCUCAGUCCAUUCCUAUCGAAGACUUUGACGCUCUUGCUAUGGAUGACCCAGUAUUAGCCCUUGAGCAACUCAUCAGCGGUCAAGUCUCUCUUAGCACCAGUCGAAGCCAAGAAUCAUCUAUGCAAAACGAAGGCACAAGCACUCUGAACACUGCCACCACCAUGAUCAACAAGCUGCGAUCUCUUACGUUCGAGCAAGAUCUAUUCUCUGCCCUCAACUCGAAUCCUAACUUAGGCCGAGAAAUUAAGCAACUUAUCGCUGACCUUGGCAAUGAGGACCUCACUGAUCAACAAGAAAAGGGCAUUCAAGAAUUACAAGAGUUUCUUGACGAAUCACUCUCGACCCUUGACCAAGCCAAACUUGUCGGUCAAGACUUAGCCUCCAAAUUCACUGAGUGCACACAAGCAGCUGAAUCAUUCGACCAAGCUAAAACCGAAGUGGAUUCCAUCAAAUUACUCGAAGAAGCUGACUCGAUGCAACUGAAUGAAAUUUUGAAACAGAUUGCCGAACUUCAACAACAGGAAAAAUCCCUCAAAGCCAAUCUGGCCAAGUUCAAGAAACAAAAAACCGAAGUUGCUGCCAAGGCCAUUUCUCACGUGAAAGACAAGAAUCGGCUUGAAGGCGAAAUUUCUGAGCUUCAAAACAAGAAGGCGAAGGUUGACAAGCGACUUAAGAAACUCAAGGGUCGAUAUGCUCCCAUGAAAGCCACUCCACCAUUUUAGUCUUCUUAUUUCUAUUGAUCAUGUUUUUUUUUACAUGGCGCCUGUGCCACUUUAUUUCCCUAUGUACUCUCUAAUAGCGUUUUCGCCAUAUUUAUUUUCAGCUUAUGCACUACAUUUCUAUAUCAAUCUUUAUCUCAUGAAUCGCUGGCUUAAACCUUUUUAAGUAUUUUCCAUUUAUC
Messenger RNA from Lotus japonicus, 3710 nucleotides. RefSeq lists its product as uncharacterized. The record is from RefSeq and is a predicted model, not a curated record. Bases 466 to 3531 code for a protein of 1021 amino acids. Gene Ontology annotation, biological process: meristem development; meristem maintenance. The transcript is spliced from 5 exons. Lineage: Eukaryota; Viridiplantae; Streptophyta; Magnoliopsida; Fabales; Fabaceae.